Fusarium musae is the source of this 3498-nucleotide messenger RNA. RefSeq lists its product as uncharacterized. Lineage: Eukaryota; Fungi; Ascomycota; Sordariomycetes; Hypocreales; Nectriaceae. The coding region runs from base 1 to 3498 and encodes 1165 amino acids. The transcript has a single exon. The record is from RefSeq and is a predicted model, not a curated record.
AUGCCUCCUCCUCCACGCCCGGAUGACAGCAGGCCCGCCACAUCGACGGAAGAGAGAAGGGGAUCUCGGCUCAACCCUGACUUCGAUCCUGAUUCGGGUCAGUAUCGCCUUGUGGGUCCUCCACGUGCAGCUACCUCGAACAUGACCAACGAGAUGAGCCAAUCUGCUAUCCCUCCAGCAAAGAAGCGAUUUUCGGCAUUCAAUACCAAGGCUGCUAUGACAAACGUCUUCAAUCGGCCUAGUAGCGGUACAUCCUCGAAGCCUGGGACACCCACCUCCUCAAGGCCGAUCUCAAGUCACUUGGGAGCUCAGCAACCAGUAUCCCUGGAGCGCCCUGCUCAUCCAGACUUUGAGCGAAGUAGCACUGCCGGUCCUACCUUCAACCAGAUGCUUCCGACUCCAACAGGUACACCGCCGGUUGAUGCUAACGAACGCCGUAAGAGACGGGGUUCGGCUGCUGGACUAAUCUCCGGCCUUUUGGGACACGUCCACAGGAGCAAGGAGUCCCAGCAGGCUACGUCACCCCAGAUGCAACAGCCUUAUGAUCGCCGCGCUUCUGGUUCUCAGCUUGGUACCCCUCACCCGCCGGCCCUGCAGACACAGGGACGAAGACCUUCGGGACCCCAAUUGACCAGCCCUGUACUUCCAGGGCGUCAGCUUGGAAGCCCUCAAGGCUCUGCACCGCCAUUGGCCAGUCCCCAACCUCAAAGGCCUCAUCAGUUUGGCAAUCAGCAGUCGAUAUCUAGGGAACAAUCUCCAAUGUCAGCUGCCCGACCUCUUUCUGGUGGGAUAAGAGAUAACCAGCACGCUCAAGCUGCCUACCGCAACUCACGUCCAUCACCUCUGGGCUUUGGCUCUACCACACCAGCAGGGACUCCUCCUAUCGGAUCAGUGACUGAAGGCAGCCGCCAUGGGACUCCACAGACACCUUUCAGCGUGGGACAGAGCGUCCCGGACGCGCGAGCUGGAAGAAUGCGAUCGAUCUCACCAGCUGCGUCCGCAAUCAGAAGUGCCCCGACAACGCAGACAUCAUUCAACGUUCCAAGCACAGCCCCAACAACUCAGCCGUCAUUCCACCAUGCGUCACAAUCGUCGCAGUCGCUUGACAAGCUCGCGCAUGCAAAGCAGGAGGGAACUCGGAUCCAACGACCAGUCACCGACUCACCAAACAUGUCCUUCAGGCAUGAGAAUAGGGCUAGUCAUGGUGCAUCAGAUAGUGACAUGCCCUUGUCUCCAGUGUCGCAAAUUUCCAAGACUGGCCCGCCGUCUGUAUCGUCGAUGGCUACUCAGAGUCCUCGUCUGAAUACGACGACUUUGGCUGCUGGAAGACGACAGUCCUCCCAGCUUUCACAGCCUGACACGCCUGUUGUAUCUGCAGUGUCUGCUUCUCCACAACACCAGACCUUUGCCAACAGGAUGGGAGUGUCACCGCCACAGCAACAUCAACAGUUUCCUUCUGGAUUCCAGCAGCAGCAUGCGAAUGCUCAGCAACAGGCACACCCUCAGAUGAACCCUCCGCAUGGUGGCUACCAGAUUACUCCGGGUCAGCAGUACGAGCCCAAUCUCCGUCAGCCAUCUGCCGGUCAGCCUAUGCCAGGCUCAUAUCCACAAGCCAGUUCCCCUGGCCAUCCAUCUAUGCAGAUGCAGCAUUCUGGUUCAGGCCCUCCAGUCCCCCCAAAGGACAGCUCGGGUGCUCUUCAGCAACCCCAGGUUGCCAAUCAGCCAGCUCGCCAGCCAAGUCCAGGAGCUUCUAAGUGGAAGGGUCUGAGGAAUCGCAUGUCGGCACAGGUCUCAAACAAGCCAGCAGCGAGUCAAAGAAAGGGCGAGAAUGACAAGCUGACCGCAAACAAGAUCCUCGGAGCAUUUAAACGAGGUUCCAAGGAGAAUCGGCAGUCAAUGGUCAUUCCCGAUCUGCAGGCUUAUCAGAACCAUGAGAUGCGGCCUGUGCAGCGACAACAGCAGCCUCAACAAGCCCAGCAAGCUCAGCGACCUCAACAGCCCCAGAUUCCUCAGCAGCAGUUUGCUGGUCAAGUUCCGCAUGGACAGACCCAGUCUCCCCGUCCAUCCUCACAGGUCAGCAGCCAACCUUUUGGACAAGUGCCGACUGUUCGCCCGUCAUCUCAGUUCAGCAACCAGAGUAUGGGACAAGCGCAGACCAAGCGAUACUCAUCAAUGUUUACCAGCCCAAUUAUGCCACAGCAAGAGUUCCGAAGUCCUUCGGGGGCUUACGCUUCAGGUCCCCAGGGUAUGAGCCAGCCACAACCUGGCCACCCGUAUCAGUCUCCUCAGAUGGAGGGCCAGUUCCCGCCGACACAGUCGUCACAGGCUCAAUAUCAUUCUCCGCCGCAGCCCCAUGGUCAAUUCCAGUCUCCUGUCCAACAGCAAGGCCACUUCCAAUCGCCUGCUCAACCGCAAGGCCAGUUCGUGUCUCCACCCAUGCAGCAUCAGGGUCGCUUCCAUUCCCCCGCACAGCAGCAGGGACAGUUCCAGUCUCCUCCUCAACCCUCGGGUCAAUGGCAACCUCAGAUGCCUUCCCCUGCUGGACAAUUCCCACCACCUCAACAAAGACAGGCUUCUUAUCCUGGCCAAUGGCACGGUGGAACAAUCGGCCAAAGCCCAAAUACGCCCUCGUCAUAUAGAAGUCCUCAGCAUUCUCAGUUCUCGUCGCAGCCUCAAAACCCGCAGUAUGGGUUCCCAACAGCACAAAAUCUUCAUGGGGAGGAAUCACCCCCUGUUCAUGUCUCGACACCUACUCAGGUUCACUCUCCUACACCAGUUCACGCCCCGUCGCCUCGUCCUUCACUGUUGAACCUGCAAGCGAUGGUUGCUGCCAACCCUGAACACAACCACACCCAAGAAGGAGAACGUGAGUGCUCAGAUGCCGCUCCUCGAAAUGACCCCAAUGCAACUCAUCAGGGAACCUCCAAUAUGCAGAGGUUUCACAGCGACAGUCCCCAUAGUGGCAGAACCAGCGGGAGUCCCAGAGUUGGCGGUAAUCCUCCAUCAGCGCAACACGUCUCCCCAAGAAUAGGCACAGAGCAGAACGGUAGCUCCAAGUCCCAAGCUCCUAGUCUUCCCAUGCCUGUGCUUGCUGGAGGCGAUUUCAUGGGAGGCCAUGCUGCGCAUGGUACCAGCUCACGAUUCUCAUCUAAAGCAGAGGAGUCUCAGGGCGUGUCGCUCAGUCCCCCAUCUGGUGCACCAGGCAGUGUCAGCCCUAACUCUACGAGGCAAUCACCAUCAGGUGGUAGUGAUCUUGGCCCUCCCGAAUUAAAGAGCAGGGGAGGCCCAUCGUUCCAUGCUGAACUCGAAGAUACCGAGGGCGCCCGCAAGCGCACAUUGCGAAUUGAUUCGCAAGAAGAGAAGAUUCACUACGAUCCCAAUGCCGACUCCGAUGGAGAGGUUCCUCCUCAGAUGAGCGCGACUAGUUAUCCUGGUCAAGAGUGGAAUCCCUACGGCAUGCCCGAGAUGGGUGACUGGAACGAGGCGACGGACCGCUAA